CUGGGCAGCGGCCGGGCUCUGUGGCUUCAGGGCUCGGAGGGAGAGAGGGAGGGUGGCAAAGAGAGUGAGUCGGUACCGCUGCCUGCUUGAGGAGAGAGGAGGGGUCCCGCUCGCCCAGCGCCCUUCGCGGGCCAAGAGUGCUAAGCACCCGCGAGCCUCUAAGGCCUCCCGGCCCCUGGGGACCCCGCCCCGCCGCCCGCCGGCCGGCCCGCGGCCUCUCUUCUCUUUGUGAGCGCCCCCUUCCCAGGGGUGGUGGUGGUGGUGGCGGAGGGCCGCGCGUGGGCCCGCCCGCCGAGGGGCCGCGGCGGGGGACCGAGAGGGCCUCGGCUGUGUGAGGACGGGAGGCGGCCGAGGCCCGGGCCGGUUCCCCCAAGGCGGCGGCGGCGGCUCCGGGCACUUCCCCGCGCCAUCUUAGCUGAGCCCCAGCGCUGAGGGCGCCUCCUCGACUCUGGUCGUCCCCUCGCCGCCCCCCUCCCCGCCCCUUGUCGCAGAGCUUGGGCUGGGCGGCUUGCCGGGGCUCCGCGGGGGGGGGGGCGGCGGUCGUUCGCCAGGCCCCCUCCUCCUCACUCCUCGCCCUCCAGCUAGCAGCCACCUGAGCGCUGCGGGGGGCUGCGCUUGCCUACUUCGCUGUAGACCUGUCGGCUAAAGGUACUUUAUGCCAACGUGGCUUCAUUCAUACAGAUGAACCAAGGAUUGGGAUAGCAGUAUAAAAUUAGAAUAAGACAGCUGACUGCCCAGCAGGAUGCCAUCAACUAACAGAGCAGGCAGUCUAAAGGACCCUGAAAUUGCAGAACUCUUCUUCAAAGAAGAUCCAGAAAAGCUCUUCACAGAUCUCAGAGAAAUUGGCCAUGGAAGCUUUGGAGCGGUCUAUUUUGCACGGGAUGUGCGUACCAAUGAAGUGGUGGCCAUCAAGAAAAUGUCUUAUAGUGGAAAGCAAUCUACUGAGAAAUGGCAGGAUAUUAUUAAAGAAGUCAAGUUUCUACAAAGAAUAAAACAUCCCAACAGUAUAGAAUACAAAGGCUGCUAUUUACGUGAACACACAGCUUGGCUUGUAAUGGAAUAUUGUUUAGGAUCUGCUUCAGAUUUACUAGAAGUUCACAAAAAGCCAUUACAAGAAGUGGAAAUAGCAGCAAUUACACAUGGUGCUCUCCAGGGAUUAGCCUACUUACAUUCUCAUACCAUGAUCCAUAGAGAUAUCAAAGCAGGAAAUAUCCUUCUGACAGAACCAGGCCAGGUGAAACUUGCUGAUUUUGGAUCUGCUUCCAUGGCAUCUCCUGCCAAUUCUUUUGUGGGAACACCAUAUUGGAUGGCCCCAGAGGUAAUUUUAGCCAUGGAUGAAGGACAAUACGAUGGCAAAGUUGAUGUAUGGUCUCUUGGAAUAACAUGUAUUGAACUUGCGGAAAGGAAACCUCCUUUAUUUAAUAUGAAUGCAAUGAGUGCCUUAUAUCACAUAGCCCAAAAUGAAUCCCCUACACUACAGUCUAAUGAAUGGUCUGAUUAUUUUCGCAACUUUGUAGAUUCUUGCCUCCAGAAAAUCCCUCAAGAUCGUCCAACAUCAGAGGAACUUUUAAAGCACAUGUUUGUUCUUCGGGAGCGCCCUGAAACAGUGUUAAUAGAUCUUAUUCAGAGGACGAAGGAUGCAGUAAGAGAGCUGGAUAAUCUGCAGUAUCGAAAAAUGAAGAAACUUCUUUUUCAGGAGGCACAUAAUGGACCAACAGUGGAAGCACAGGAAGAAGAAGAGGAACAAGAUCAUGGUGUUGGCCGGACUGGAACAGUGAAUAGUGUUGGAAGUAAUCAGUCUAUUCCCAGUAUGUCUAUCAGUGCCAGCAGCCAAAGCAGUAGUGUUAACAGUCUUCCAGAUGCCUCAGAUGAUAAGAGUGAGCUAGACAUGAUGGAAGGAGACCAUACGGUGAUGUCCAACAGUUCUGUCAUCCAUUUAAAACCUGAAGAAGAAAAUUACAGAGAAGAAGGAGAUCCUAGAACAAGAGCAUCAGAUCCACAGUCUCCUCCCCAAGUAUCACGUCACAAAUCACACUAUCGUAAUCGAGAACAUUUUGCGACUAUAAGGACAGCAUCACUGGUUACCAGGCAAAUGCAAGAACAUGAGCAGGACUCUGAGCUUAGAGAACAGAUGUCUGGCUAUAAGCGAAUGAGGCGGCAGCAUCAAAAGCAACUGAUGACUCUGGAAAAUAAGCUAAAGGCUGAGAUGGAUGAACACCGCCUCAGAUUAGACAAAGAUCUUGAAACUCAGCGUAAUAAUUUUGCUGCAGAAAUGGAGAAACUUAUUAAGAAACAUCAGGCUGCUAUGGAAAAAGAGGCUAAAGUGAUGGCCAAUGAGGAGAAAAAAUUUCAGCAACAUAUUCAGGCCCAACAGAAGAAAGAACUCAAUAGCUUUUUGGAGUCCCAGAAAAGAGAAUAUAAACUUCGAAAAGAACAGCUUAAAGAGGAGCUGAAUGAAAACCAGAGCACCCCUAAAAAAGAAAAACAAGAGUGGCUUUCAAAGCAGAAGGAAAAUAUACAACAUUUCCAGGCAGAAGAAGAAGCUAACCUUCUUCGACGUCAGAGACAGUACCUAGAGCUGGAAUGCCGUCGCUUCAAGAGAAGAAUGUUACUUGGGCGGCAUAACUUGGAGCAAGACCUUGUCAGGGAGGAGUUAAACAAAAGACAGACUCAGAAGGACUUAGAGCAUGCAAUGCUACUUCGACAGCAUGAAUCCAUGCAAGAACUGGAGUUUCGUCACCUUAACACAAUUCAGAAGAUGCGCUGUGAGUUGAUCAGAUUGCAGCAUCAAACUGAGCUCACUAACCAGCUGGAAUAUAACAAGCGAAGGGAACGAGAACUAAGGCGAAAGCAUGUCAUGGAAGUUCGACAACAACCUAAGAGUUUGAAGUCUAAAGAACUCCAAAUAAAAAAGCAGUUUCAGGAUACCUGCAAAAUCCAAACCAGACAGUACAAAGCAUUAAGAAAUCACCUACUGGAGACUACACCAAAGAGCGAGCAUAAAGCUGUUCUGAAAAGGCUCAAGGAGGAACAGACCCGGAAGUUAGCCAUCUUGGCUGAGCAGUAUGAUCACAGCAUUAAUGAAAUGCUCUCCACACAGGCCCUGCGUUUGGAUGAAGCACAGGAAGCAGAAUGCCAGGUUUUGAAGAUGCAGCUGCAGCAGGAACUGGAGCUGUUGAAUGCAUAUCAGAGCAAAAUCAAGAUGCAAGCUGAGGCACAACAUGAUCGAGAGCCGGAGCUUGAACAGAGGGUCUCCCUCCGCAGGGCACUCUUAGAACAAAGAUUUUUAAAAAAUAAAUUGGCCUUCUUUUUGCUUCCCUUUCCCAACUCUCAACAGAUUGAAGAAGAAAUGUUGGCUUUGCAGAAUGAACGAACAGAACGAAUACGGAGCCUGUUGGAGCGUCAAGCUAGAGAAAUUGAAGCUUUUGACUCUGAAAGCAUGAGACUAGGUUUUAGUAACAUGGUCCUUUCUAACCUCUCCCCUGAGGCAUUCAGCCACAGCUACCCGGGAGCUUCCGGUUGGUCUCACAAUCCUACUGGGGGUCCAGGACCUCACUGGGGUCAUCCCAUGGGUGGCCCACCACAAGCUUGGGGCCAUCCAAUGCAAGGUGGACCCCAGCCAUGGGGUCACCCUUCAGGUCCAAUGCAAGGGGUACCCCGCGGUAGCAGUAUGGGAGUCCGCAAUAGCCCCCAGGCUUUGAGGCGGACAGCUUCUGGGGGACGGACGGAGCAGGGCAUGAGCAGAAGCACGAGUGUCACUUCACAAAUAUCGAAUGGGUCACACAUGUCUUAUACAUAACUUAAAAUUGAGAGUGGCAAUUCCGCUGGAGCUGUCUGCCAAAAGAAACUGCCUACAGACAUCAUCACAGCAGUCUCCUCACUUGGGUACUACAGUGUGGGAGCUGAGUGCAUAUGGUAUAUUUUAUUCAUUUUUGUAAAGCAUUCUGUUUUGUGUUUACUAAUUGGGAUGUCAUAGAAUUUGGCUGCCGGGUUUUUUGUGUGUGUGUGUGUUUUUUUUGUUGUUUUUUGUUUUUUGUUUUUAACUUUUGGGCAAAUUUUGAAAAGGGGUAUUGAUACUAAAUAUGCAUGUGGUAAAAAGAAAUUGACUAGAUAGAGGGGGUAUUUUCUGAACACUGCAGAAAUAAAAUACAGCAAAGUGGCUUGAGUCAUCACUUGAGAGUGUCCAUAUCCUAAGAGUUUUUGAGAAGAUCUAAUUAUUCUUCCAUUUUCCAAGUUCUUAUGAGCCACUGACAGCAGGCAGCCUAUGCUGAAACAUGGUAUUAUUGGAACACAACUGCAACCCCCACCAAGGUAUUUUCUUUGUUAAAUUGGUCUGAAUUCUCAGCCUCAUUUGGUGUAAAAAAGCAGAAAUCCACAAACACUAAGGGAUUGUAUUGAUCAUUUCAGAUGGUAGAAAAUAACUUACUUCUUUCUCUGAAAGCUUUGUAAGUUUGUCGAUGAUUUUUGUUCAUUCAGUUGUGCCUUCUUUGUGUCACAGUAAGAUGAAGUUGCUUAAGGUAAUCACAAGUUGUGUAAGGGUUGCAUUAACAAACUUGUGAGCCUUCAAAGGGGUAGACCAGCAGGAUGAGAGGGUCCCUAGAAAGUUUAUCUGAUAAGUAUGUCCAGCAACCUAGUAAGGAAAUGAAGCCUAUAUAUCCUGACAUUUUGUUGCUUAUACUGUGACAUAUCAUCCUAGCUAAGCUCUGUAAGUUCCAAGACCCUAAGCAGUACUUUUACUUUGUGCAAAAAUAAAGACAUAGCCAAUACAAAUCAAAUGCCAGAGGUAUUUGAAUGUUGCCAUAUUUGCAAACUGCCAUCUAUUGGAAUAGUCAUCACACUACAUAGACAGAAUUUGAUUAUCCCCUUUUGGCUUAUGGGAUUUCCUGUUUACAAGUAGAAUAGUCAAUUAUUUAAAUGUUAGUUGCCAUAGUGAACCAGGAGUCACUGAGCCAAUGACUACCAGCUGCUGACUAAUCCUCAUCACCACUGUAGAUUUUGCUGCAUGUGCAGGUCCUCUUAUUUUUUAAUUGCUGUUUUUGUUGCUGCAGUACUUUACAAACUUCUAGUUCAUUGAGACUUAGUGACCAGUUGGUUAACAUCACACAAUAAGAAACACCACUUCCAGAAGUCUCAAGCCUCAGAGCUAAAGUACUACUGAAAGGAACUUGGAAGUUUGCUAAAUGAAAAAACAUAACAAUAAAUAAAUAAAAGUUAUAGUGGUCAGGGAAUCUCUUGACAAAAGCUAACUUCUUUUUGGGGGGGGGAGGUGGGGGGGUCAUGUUUUGUUUUGUUUUGUUUGUGUUUUGUUUUAUAAUGAAGGAUCAACCCAAUGUUGAAAGUCAGAUGUUAUUUGGUAUUCAUUGCUUGUAUGGAAGUUGAAUUGGAGCUGUGAAUAUGACUUGAAGAAAAAAAAAUAUCCUUUCUGUGACAGAUCAGAAUUUCUUACAAGUUGAUGUCCUGCCCACUCCCCAGUUAUCUUGAAAGACUUGCUGCUAACUCUGCAUCCUGCUUUUCAUGUAGUCAGAGGGCUCCAAGGUUGAACUCUGCAAGUCCCUCAAAAUGCUUUUCAUGUAGACCAAACUAGUGACCAAAUUAUAAUAUGUCACUGAUGUAGUCUUGGUUUUCUCAACCAAAUUUUAAGUCUUCCCUAGGUAUAUCAGUCCAGUUUCCAUGAAUCCCCCCUUUAGGAAUUUCUGACACUGAUUUGAAGGGAAAUGAGAAGAAAAAUUAAAAUUUUGUGUAAGUCUUUUAAAAAUCAAAUCACGGUGGAGUUCACACACACUUCUAGACAGUGCUUCAAGUAGUACACUGAUGUAUUAUUGUCCUCUAGGCUCUGCUCUAGAUCACCAGUUUUUAGGUAAAUAUGUAUAUUUGUUCCAUCUAAUGAAAAGGACUUUUAGUCUUGCUAAUUUUCCCCCCAUUUAGAUAUUUUAAGAACUUUCAAGCAAGUAUUUGGAGGAAAAUAAUAAGAGCUGCAGAAUUUAACAAAAUUCCCCCAAAUAUAGAAUACCUUUAAACUCACCCCUCAUAGAUCUAGCCCUUUUCUACUACUGCAGAGGUAGAAUAGGAAAGCAGAUCAGAUUUGCAUACAAAAUUCUUUUAAAUUCAAAAUACUACCAGUGAUACGUUUUAAAGUCCAGUUGUGAACUUCACAUAGUCAAAUUGAGUCACUUAAAUUCAUUGAGAUCAUAUGUACUUAUAAAAGAGUGAUUGAAUAUUGACUCCCAAGUGUCUAUCCAGUAGGGCUUUGUAUGUAAUUUAAUUGUAUGGCAACCAGUUUUAUAUGUAAGUUAUGACUAUACCUGGAUUAUGCCAUUAAACUAAUCUUAAUUAAAAAUAUAUGUAGUCUGCAAAAAUGAUUCAAAUUGGUUCAUUUGUCUAUGAGAUCUAACUUCUGAGGGAUCUCAUACAUGGUAGGAAUCAUCACAUAGUGAAACUGGUAACAGGAAAAUUUGAAAGGUUGUGAUGAGUUAUCCUAAGGAAAGAGCAAGCACUUUCUGAAUCAGUGUGCAAAUGUCAACAUUUGAUCAAAUUAACGCUACCUCCUCCCUGGUGUUGGUGUUCACUUAUAUAUACAUACGUGUGUGUGUGUGUGUGUGUGUGUGUGUGUGUGUGUGUGUGUGUAAGAAAAUUUUAAGUAUGGGAAAUUUAUGUAGCAUAUCAGAAGUUUUAGAUGCUAUAUCUGGUAUCCAGAGCCUGGCAGUGAAAGUUUUCUUGUGUUCACCCUUCUCCCUGUUUUGGGCUAACAUUUUAAAAAUGCAAAGCCUCAUAUAUCUUGAAACAUUUUAUUCCUAAUUAGAUUCCCUCCCCUUUGCACAUAUUUUUUUUCUCCUCUUUUAAACUCAACUCUAUCCCAAAAUUAGUGUCUGAAAGCAUUUUCAUUAGAUAAUGUUAGCUAAAAAAUGUUUAUAUUUUCAUUCGGAGAUGCCAUUCUUUUGAGGCAAAUAGUCCUGCAUUUGAAGUCAUACUCACAGGUGUAAUAUGCUUAGUACUUUUAAGUCAAGAAUUUAUUGGUAAAUUGAACUUCUUGGCAUAGUCAUUAUGAUUUUUGACUGAACAUCAUGUAAACAUCAUUCAAAACAUUAAAAAACCGUCCUGGACAUUCCCCUCCUACUUCCACCAAUUUUUUCUCACUGCCUUUUCAAAAAUUGAAAACUGUGUUUUUUUCAAACCCUAAGGCAGACUUUUUGCUUCUGUAAGUGCUAAAUGUCUGGCAUUUUAAACUUUUAUAGAAUACAUUGUGUUAGACACUGGAAUAAUACUAUUUAUUUUCACCUGUGAAAAAUGACUUUAUUGUACUUGAAACACCUCCUUUGCAUUUCUCCAUUUGUGCCAUUCACUAGUGGAAAUAAAUUGUAUUAUACCAUGAUCUACUGGCUUUUAAAAACUGUGUUAAAUAUGCACAUUUUUGGUAUAGCUAUUAUCAUUUGUAUGUAUAUAUUGUAUAUACAUAUGAGUGUCUAUAUGUGUGUAUAAAUGGGUGAAUGUAACUCAUACUGUACAUUUCCAUCAGGGCACUUAAUAAGGUUCUGUUUUUGUUUGGUUUUAUUAUUUCAGUCCUCAAUUAUGGCCAGAAUGCAUGUGUUUUUAAAGAAUGAGUUGAGUACUCUGGGUUGAUAUUUAUGAGAAGAUGAACAUCUGUGCAGUCUUUCCCUUUUUAAUUCCCUCUUAGCACUUGUGUGAGUGGAAAGAAGGUUAAGUAAAAUAUGGACCUGUAAGUUACAGUGCAGUAAAAUUGUUCUGGGGAAGGAGCCAGCUAGUGUUUUUGUGAGUUUGCGUCAUGCUGCAAUUAAAAUGUAAAUGAUGCAGAGAGAAAUGAACUGUGGAAAGAAAGAACACUGGUGGUGAUUCCUCUGCAAAGAUGAUAAAAAGAACCAAUAAGUCACACAGUCUUUAUGUACUUUGUGCAUGUAUUUCUUAGUUGUGAUGCCAUUGAUCCUCUUACUCGUUUUUAGUCCAUUAAUAGUAACAAUUAUAUAUUUUGCUGAGGAUCAGAACAGCCAACAGAGGAAUUACUACGAAAGCAUGUAAGGUACUCCUAAAGCAUAAAAUCAACAGGAAAUGGCCACUGGGAGCAAAGGAUAUGGUGUGAGGGACUUUCUCCUUUUAGCUGCCUCUUCUUGCUUGCUAAUAGUAAGUUCUUUGUGCACCUUCCACCCCUUCUGAGCCACUACUAUUCAAGCAGAGAUUUGGCCCAACACAGCACCCUUGGAGGUUUAUACAGUUCUGCAUUUUGUCCCAUGCUCAAAAUGUGAAGUGUCCUAGUGUGUAUUCAAGUCAGAAAAUAAUUUAUUUAAGGUGUGUAAGUGUGAAUCUUCUAUAAUAUUGGAAGAAGAGAUUCUCAUUAUUUUAGAGCCUUCUUUAAGGAAUAAAGUCAGUACAUGGGCUGUCAUCUUUGUGUUGCUUACCAAAAUAUAGAUCAGUAUUGAAGAGAAAUUCUCCAUUUUGUUCUCCCCCAUCAGACAUGAUACUAUUCCCACCUAGGUAUAGCAUUGCCUUUUAAAAGGCACUUGAUCAUUCUUAAUUGUUAAGAACUGGAAAUUUCCCAUCCUCAGAUUCCUUACAGGAUGAAGAGUGUGCUGUACACUUAGCAUACUUGCCUUUUAAAUGCAAGAACUACUGAUUGAAGUCUGUUUUGCUGUGUCUGGUUAUGUUAGCUGCACUUUUAUGCAAUCACUACAGUAGAUCUGCAUUGGAAAUGACUAUUAAUUUGUAAAGAAGUAAGUUUUAUUAAACACUGUCUAGAAAAAAGUGAAGCUGAGAACUCUUCCUUUUUUGUGCAUUUGUAUUUUCUACUGAGUUGUAUUGACUCAUUUUUUUCCUCGUUUAUAUUCAGAUUUCCAAAAUUUCACUUGUACAAGGGAAUAGAACCUAUUUGGCCUAAUGGUACUCUUCAGAUCAUAACAAAUAUAUAACUUUGCACCUUAUCUGCCUGUUGUAAGUUUCUUAAACUUGUACUUCCCACCCACCCAAAGAUAGAUAUAUUUUUAAAAAAAGAGAGGCAGAGAAUUAAAACUAAGGAGGCAUGUGCUUUGUCACCAUCACUGUUAAUGUUUCCCAGCAACCCAAACUUUGAAAUUUCAGAGAUUUGUGUGUCUGUUUGUAUUCUUUGUUUUUAAUUAUACAAGGGGUUCUUCUUUACGUAGAGAAAAAGGUUAAUCUUCUCAAACAGAAGAAUGCCCACUGGACAAUACUAAUCUGAACAUCUGUAGGUAGUUGCCAUAAAAAAGUGGAGUAAGGAUGAGACUUCCGAAUGAAUGAAAAAGGAUAUCUUGAUGCCCAAGAAUUCCCCUCAAAGUACGGGUAAUUCAACCUGCACAGUUUCCUUUCACUCAUAGUUUUUAGCAAUUGUGAGUGAAAAAUCAUGUAAUUAUCUGUAAAUAUGUAGCUAACAAAUUGACCUAGUUUCUGUAUUUUUUUUAUUUUGUACUAAAAUUAUAAGUCUGUGCCAGCUAGCGAGGAGUUGCUGUCAUUGCCAGUUGUGGUUCUAGCAUCUAACCCUGAAACCAUCCUAGGUGACAUUUUUAGAAUAAAUGCUUAAAUGUUGUUAAACAUGGGGGAAAUGAAGCUUAAUUAUUGGUCAGGUUUGAAAUCUUUUGAAACUUAAUUUUAUUUAAUAUAAUGAUUACAUGUUCUUAAUCAUGAGUGAGGUAGGGAGCCUCCCUCCCCCAGUGGCCAUGUUUACAGAAGUGUGUCUUGUCUAUAAAGUGCAAGUGUGUUAAUGUUUAUGUAAAUUAUGCAGGUGAUAACAUUAUGGUUUGGGACUGUUUAUGGGCUCCUUAACUGAAUUUUCAAAUGAAAUGAACUAUGCUUAUUGCUGGCACAUUCAUCCCAUUUCUGGAACACUUUUCCUAUUUCCAGAAUUACAUAUGUUCCUUAGACAUUACCCUCACUUAACCUCCCUUUCUCUGAUAUGCCUUGUAGCCAAGGUAUUAAAAGACUGGUGAACAUAGAUGAGGGAAAUGCAUUUUUAAAAAAAUCCAUGAACCCUCAAUUGUAUGCUUUCAGUACUUGUGUUAUGUUUUUAUGGCAACUUUGAAGUCAGUGGUUUAGAAAUGAGAUACCAGUGUUAAUGAAAAGUGUGUACUCUUUGCUUUUGCAUGGCUUGGCUUAGUAUCCAAGGUAUAUUAGAGCCACUUGAAAGCAUGAAGACCAGUUAUAUGGGAAUAGGUUUCUAUCUGUGGCACAUUUUGCUUUUUCUUAACCCUCAAAUACAUUGCCUAGGCAUGAACAUUAUUGUUACUAUAAAUUGCACAUGGUCAUAGAGUGAAUUAUGUAAUUAAAAAGGGUGCAGCUGCCUUAUGUUUGCAGUUCCUAGCUGCUGUGUGUGACAGUUUGGCACAUAUCAAAAUACCUAGGGGGUAUUGGAAUACUUCUAGCCCUUUUGGGGGGUGAUAAACAGGUAUGUUUAACUUAUCAAAGUGUUGGCUGUCCCUGGUGUAUUGCCAGACAGCUGUCAUUUGGUGCCCAUUCCAAAUGUGCUGUUGUCCUUCCUUUGCAUUUCACACUACCAGAGAAACCACCACCCCUUCUUCCUGACACAUUUUCUGCCUUUUAUUUCAUAUAAAAUGGGAAUUGUGCCUACAAAGAGUGCCCUUCCAUUUAAUUGCACGAGUCCCAAAACAAUCCAAGCCAGAGACACAAGGUGGGAAAACAUUUCAAAAAAACAAAACAAAAAAACAAGUUCACUUGAGGCCAGUAAUUUAUCUGACAAGGUCUUUUAUCACAUUAUCUUGACACU
Sciurus carolinensis (gray squirrel) is the source of this 10741-nucleotide messenger RNA. It is a transcript of the gene Taok1, whose product is annotated as TAO kinase 1. Gene Ontology annotation, molecular function: ATP binding; protein kinase activity. Gene Ontology annotation, biological process: protein phosphorylation; execution phase of apoptosis. The record is from RefSeq and is a predicted model, not a curated record. NCBI's taxonomy places the organism in Eukaryota, Metazoa, Chordata, Mammalia, Rodentia, Sciuridae.